Penicillium subrubescens is the source of this 945-nucleotide messenger RNA. RefSeq lists its product as uncharacterized. The record is from RefSeq and is a predicted model, not a curated record. NCBI's taxonomy places the organism in Eukaryota, Fungi, Ascomycota, Eurotiomycetes, Eurotiales, Aspergillaceae. Bases 1 to 945 code for a protein of 314 amino acids. The transcript has a single exon.
AUGAGUUCAUCUAGCGAAGCCAGUCCCGGUAACUGGAUCGUUGGCAGCUAUACCGGUAACAGCGAUGGAGUGCGCAUCACAAUUGCGACCUUUGUGGGCGUCGCAUGGUAUAAUGUGAUCGAGCUGAUCGUGCUCAUUUUCUUGACCUUCAAACGCUAUCACGGCCCUUACUUUUGGAGUAUGCUUAUCUCCUCGAUUGGUAUCCUCCCAUACUCAGUCGGCUAUUUGAUUAAGUUUUUCGACCUCACCUCAGCCACAUGGGUACCCGUCACACUAUUGACCGCGGGCUGGUGGACCAUGGUCACGGGCCAGUCCUUUGUGCUAUACUCGCGUCUGCACUUGGUGCAAGAGAAUAAGCGCAUUCUGCGAAUGGUCAAGGGAAUGAUUAUCAUGAAUAUCUUUUUGCUGCACAUCCCGACUACGGUUCUCACCUACGCUGCAAACUUUUCCGAAUCCCCCGCUUCUGUGGCGGGGUACGAUAUUAUGGAGAAAAUUCAGCUCACGGGGUUCUGUGUCCAGGAGGUUAUUAUCUCCAGCUUUUAUAUGUGGGAGACCAAUCGCAUGUUGCAUGAUAAUUCUGAUCCUGGGAGUCGCAAGACUAUCUUGCAGUUGCUUGCUGUCAAUGUUUCUUGUAUCUUGAUGGAUAUCGCGCUGAUGGUCAUCGAGUUCAUGAACUUUUAUAUCUACCAGACCACUUUGAAGGCGACGCUUUACAGCAUCAAGUUGAAGCUGGAAAUUGCUGUUUUGGGUAAAUUGGUGAAGAUCGCCCAUCAGAAUGUCUAUGCGUCACCUUUCAAUGCAGGUCAUGGUCAUUAUCCUUCUUACGUUGAUCCUGCCCUUCGCAAUGGUGACUACAGACACCCGCAGUCUAUGGAGGCAAGUCAGGGAUCAAAGGGUCGCGAAACUGGACAUGGGGCACUUUAUUACGAUGAUGAUGUUCGAUGA